AUGAGUUCUUUUAAAUGGAUAGUGAUUAGUGAUGAAUAUAAUGAAGAUCAAGGCGAUAAUAUUAAUGAAGUCCCAGUGUCAGCAAUCAAUAUCGAGGUUGAAGAAAAUGCUACCUCUUUACUUUGCACUAAGAAUGAACCUGUAAAUCUUAUCUCAAUUUUUGGCCCAGCAAGCGGUGUGGAUAAUUGUGAUAAUGAGAUUUUUAAGACCUCUUCUGUUUCGGAGACAGUUACAACGGGAGUUGAUAUUUCCAAGAUAUUCGUGCCACUUAAGGAAUUCUCAAAGUUCAACGAUAACCCAGAGAUUGACAGCAAUGUUUUAGUUGGAUUUGUCGACACUGAGGGACAAGGCAAUAAAGGCGAUGAAUUUGAUAUUUACCUCUUCUCUCCUAUCCUUGUAACUUCGACAAUUGCAAUUUUCUGGUGGCCUGGACUGCUUCAAGUAGAUACAAUACUUAAUUGUUUGGGUGCAAUGACAAAUUCAGCGAAACGAAUCACACGUGAUGCAAAUUGUCAACAUCAAAAUACAAAACCAUAUGGCCAUCUCCAUAUUGUUUUUCGUUCCUGGAAUAAUAAUAAUACACCAGAAGACGUUAAAAAAUUAUUACUAGAACCUCAAAAAAUAGUUAAACGAGAUAAAGACAGAGAACACAACAGUAUUCGUGAACUGUUAAGUGACUGUUUUGAAAGUAUUGAUGUAUGGCUCUUUCCAAAAAAUGGGUUGGUGCAAGAUCGUGAAAGAUUACUUUUUGAAGACUUCAAUGACAACUGGAAACAAACAUUUAAGAACAUGCGAAAAAAAUUUUCUGACCAAUUGAGUGUUAAUGAACCAAAGCACAAUGCUGAAAAACCAUGGACUGGCCGGGAUAUUGCUGAGUUUACUAAAUUGUUGUGCAAGACACUCACCAGCUCGGAAAGAUAUACGAUCACCUCUAUUUUUGAGAGAAUGCAAAUUGCUCGCGCUAAGACCUUAGCCAAAAACGCACUGAAUGAUUUUCAUGCACUUGUCAACAAAAUGAGUCCUCAAUAUAAAGUAGAAGGAUGUGAUGAUGAAGGCAUUGAUGCAUAUUUCUUCGAAGAGCUAAAAAACUUUAAAGAAAAGUUGAAAUCGGAGGGUUUAUCUGACAAUGUUGUUAAUGAAAAUUAUGCAGAUUAUCACAAAUCAGUCAGUUUAAUAGUGAGUGAGAUAAAAACUAAAAUCGCAAUACUGACAGUAGAAGUACAAAACUUUCGGAAUCGAUUUGAUGAAUAUGUGUCUACCAUAGAGUUACCACUUUCAAAACCAGACCUUGCAAAGUCUCUCAAUGAGCUAAUUCAACAGCUAUGGAAUGAUUUUAAUGAUAUUAUCAAGGAUUUUCCAGAGGGUUUCAUACAGCAAUAUCGAGAAAAACUUGAAAACUUGUUUGAAGAAAAAGGCCAUUAUAUUGGUUUAUCUGACAAUGCUGCGAAUGAAAUUUAUGCAGAUUAUUACAAAUCAGUCAGUUUAAUAGUGAGUGAGAUAAAAACUAAAAUCGCAAUACUGACAGUAGAGGUACAAAACUUUCAGAACCGAUUUGAUGAAUCUGUGUCUAUCAUAGAGUUACCACUUUCAAAACCAGACCUUACAAAGUCUCUCAAUGAACUGACCCAACAGUUAUGGAGCAAUUUUAAUGACAUGGUUAAGGAUUUUCCAGGAGGUUUCGUACAGCAACAUCGAGAAAAACUUGAAAAUUUUUGUAAAGAAAAAAGUCAGUAUAUUGAGGCAGAAAACGAAAAGAGAAACGCAUUGAAAGAUUUUCAAGCACUUGUCAACGAAAUGAAUCCUUAUUAUAAAGCCGAAGGAUGUGAUCAAGAGGGUAUUGAUGCAUAUUUAUACGAAGAACUAAAAAAUUUUAACGAAAAGUUGAAGAAUAAUUUUUCUGACAAUGUAGUGAAUGAAAUUUAUGCGGAUUAUAACAAAACAAUUAGCUUAAUAGCAAGUGAGAUUAAAACCAAAAUUGUAACACUAAUAAUAGAAGUACAAAACUUUCAAACCAAAUUUGUUGAAUCUAUAUCUACCAUAGCGUUACCACUUUCAAAAUCAGACCUUACAAAGUCCCUCAAAGAACUGAACCAACAGCUAUUGAACGAUUUUAAUAACAUGAUCAAGGAUUUUCCAAACGGUUUCGUACAGCAACAUCGAGAAAAACUUGAAAAUUUUGUGAAGAAAAAAGUCACACUUGUCAACGAAAUGAAUCCUUAUUAUAAAGCCGAAGGAUGUGAUCAAGAUGGUAUUGAUGCAUAUUUAUACGAAGAACUAAAAAAUUUUAACGAAAAGUUGAAGGAGGAUUUUUCUGACAAUGUGGUGAAUGAAAUUUAUGCAGAUUAUAAUAUAAGA
This is a messenger RNA of Dentiscutata erythropus, 2355 nucleotides long. The record is from the annotation of a GenBank genome assembly. NCBI's taxonomy places the organism in Eukaryota, Fungi, Glomeromycota, Glomeromycetes, Diversisporales, Gigasporaceae.